GUUACUUCCCCUAUAUAUUUUUUUUUUGUCGUUGCUUUUUGGCUUCCCCCCCCUUUUCUCUCGUUUAUCUUUAAACUUUUUUUAAUUGGAUUUAUUCUCUCUUUUCUCUCUCUUUCUUGUAUCUUUCUUUUCUUUAUUAAUAACACAUGUCUGACCAAAACAAUAGCCCCUCUGGCAUUACUGUAUUACGCAAAAAGUUGCAAGGUUAUGUUGGUUUUGCUAACCUUCCUAACCAAGUGCACCGCAAGAGUGUAAAGAAGGGUUUCCAAUUUACUACCAUGGUAGUAGGUGAAUCUGGUCUGGGUAAAUCAACAUUGGUCAACACAUUAUUCAACGCACAAUUGUAUCCUCCCAAGGAAGCUGUUGAAUUAAGUCAUGAAACCACACAAACUGUGGAGGUACAAUCCAUCACAUCAGACAUUGAAGAAAACGGUGUCAAAUUAAGAUUGACCGUGGUAGAUACACCUGGUUUUGGUGAUUUUGUGAAUAACGAAGAAAGUUGGAAACCCAUUUUGGAUAAUAUUGAAGCUCGUUGUGACGCCUACCUUGAACAAGAGAACCGUGUCAACCGUCGUCGUAUGGUAGAUAAUCGUAUUCAUGCCUGUCUUUACUUUAUUGCACCCACCGGUCAUGCCUUAAAACCUUUGGAUAUCGAAUUUAUGCGUAGACUUCAUACCCGUGUUAAUUUGAUCCCCGUCAUUGCUAAAGCCGAUACCUUAACAGAGGAAGAGGUUGCUGCCUUUAAGGAGCGUAUCUUGGCUGAUAUUGCCUAUCAUAAAAUUCAAAUUUAUCAAGCUCCCGUCUAUGAAUACGAUGAUCAAGAAACCAUUGCUGAAAACAAGGAGAUCAUGUCCAAGAUUCCCUUUGCUGUCGUUGGCUCUGAUAAAGAGUUUGAGAUCGAAGGGGGUCGUAAAGUCCGUGGACGUAAAUACCCUUGGGGUGUCAUUGAGGUGGAUAAUGAAGAACAUUGUGAUUUUGUCAAGCUUAGACAAAUGUUGAUUCGUACUCAUAUGGAAGAACUCAAGGAGUUUACAAAUGAUGUACUUUAUGAGAACUAUCGUACCGAGAAGCUGACAGCUAUGGGUAUUCAACAAGAUCCUUCUGUCUUUAAGGAAGUCAACCCUGUUCAAAAGAUGGAAGAGGAACGUCUUGCUCAUGAGCAGAAAUUAGCCAAGAUGGAAGCAGAGAUGCGUUCCGUCUUCCAAGCUAAGGUACAAGAAAAGGAAGCUAAAUUGAAACAAUCGGAAGAAGAGUUGUAUGCUCGUCAUAAGGAAAUGAAGGAUGCUCUUGAUAAACAACGCUCAGAUUUAGAAGAAAAGAAACGUCGUUUGGAAUCUGGAAGACCUAUGACUCCAGAGAAAACCGCUAAAAAGAAGGGUUUCUCCUUCAACAAGUAAAAAAAAAAAAUCUAUAUUACCUCUCUC
Messenger RNA from Mucor mucedo, 1424 nucleotides. RefSeq names its product Septin-domain-containing protein. Gene Ontology annotation, molecular function: GTPase activity; molecular adaptor activity; GTP binding. Gene Ontology annotation, cellular component: septin complex; microtubule cytoskeleton; septin ring. Gene Ontology annotation, biological process: cytoskeleton-dependent cytokinesis. The transcript has 6 exons. Bases 147 to 1397 code for a protein of 416 amino acids. The record is from RefSeq and is a predicted model, not a curated record. NCBI's taxonomy places the organism in Eukaryota, Fungi, Mucoromycota, Mucoromycetes, Mucorales, Mucoraceae.